Pyrus x bretschneideri (Chinese white pear) is the source of this 1194-nucleotide messenger RNA. RefSeq lists its product as uncharacterized. Lineage: Eukaryota; Viridiplantae; Streptophyta; Magnoliopsida; Rosales; Rosaceae. The record is from RefSeq and is a predicted model, not a curated record. The transcript has 4 exons. Bases 1 to 1194 code for a protein of 397 amino acids.
AUGACGAACAGAACAUCAUACGUGGAAAGAUUUGGACCGAAGAAUGGAGACAAGGACAUAGCCCUACGAAAGAGAUCUUCAAGGCUCAACGUGACAGCAAGAGGAGCCCUACUGUCGCAGAGCUGCGCCAUCACCAUCAUCACCGUGACCCAAGAUGUGGCCAACCUAAGUAGGUCACCUUUUACAGACGAGAUCAAGAAGACGGAGCCACCACGGAAGUUCAACCUGCCACAUUUCACCUCGUUUAGGGGAGGUGAAGAUCCGGACAAGCAUUUGAUGCAUUACCGAAGUGCCAUGACCCUCUACACCAACAAUGAUGCUUUCAUGUGCAAGAUUUUUGCCACGACGCUCCAAGGCGAGGCGCAAGUCUGGUUCUACACCCUACCGCCAUGCUUAAUUCGGAACUUCAGCGAGUUUUCCUUGGUUUUCACUAAGGAAUAUUUGUCAUACCGCUUGAUCAAAAAGAAGUUUGAUCACCUCUUCAAUAUGAAGAAGGACCUGAAGGAGUCACUCCGCUCUUUCGUCAAAAGAUUCAAGGUGGAGAAGGCAAAGAUUGUCAGAUGCGAUGACAACAUCGCAUGCUCAACUUUUCGAAAAGGGCUCCCAGCAGAUCACCAGCUUUUCGGAGAAUUGAUUAUAGCUAGAACAUGUCCUUGGCAAACUCUUAUGCUUUGCAAGCCAGGAGAUAAACGCAGGGACCGGUCUCCAGCAAAGGGAGGCACAGCACCCAAGACGUACACCAAGUUCUUAGUCCCGAUCAGCCAAAUCCUUCGCGACCUCAAGGACAAGCCAUGGUUCAAGCCGCCGCCACCUUUAAGGGGCGACAUCUCUAAGAUGGACCAGACCAAAUAUUACGCAUUCCAUAGAGGUCCUGGGUACACAUCCAAUGAUUACACUAUAUGGAAAAGAGUCAUGGUGGACAACGGCAGCUCAGUCAACCUCUUACAACUGUCAGUCAUCCAAAAGAUGGGCCUGGAAAACACAAUCAAACGUAAAAUAGAGGUCUUGAUUGGAUUCAACGGACUCACCUCAACUACCAUUGGCACUAUCACACUUGACGUAACCAGCCCAUUGAUUGUCUCAUCGCAGACCUUCAUGAUUGUCAGUGACCCAUUUUCUCACAAAGGGAUAUUGAGUCGUCCCUGGCUAGUGAAGAUUGGGGCUGUGACAUCGAUCGAGUAUCAGAAAAUCUGA